Molecule: messenger RNA, 573 nt
Organism: Aspergillus aculeatus ATCC 16872
Lineage: Eukaryota; Fungi; Ascomycota; Eurotiomycetes; Eurotiales; Aspergillaceae
Product: LysM peptidoglycan-binding domain-containing protein
Exons: 1
Coding region: 1-573 (190 amino acids)
Source: RefSeq, a predicted model, not a curated record
AUGCAUCUCUCCUACCUUUCUUUUCUCACUUUAGCUGCCCCCUUGGUAGCAGCCAUUGCUCCUCCUGCUGCAUCUCCGGCACCGACCACGCUCAUCACCGCCUCCAAAGUCAACAGCGCGGCCGCAGCCGCAGCCCCCAGCCCUACCCAGCCAGGCAUCGCCGCAAAUUGCAACGCGUACCAUCUGGUGGCGAGUGGUGAGACCUGCGCCAGUAUUGCGACGACAGCCGGCAUCUCCCUGACCGACUUUUAUUCGUGGAACUCCGGCGUCGGCAGCGGAUGUACUGCCCUGUGGCUGGGGUACUAUGUCUGCGUUGGGGUGGGAUCAACGGCGACAACCACCACCACAAGUACCACCACUACCGCUGCGGUGUCAACUCCCACCCCCGUUCAGACGGGCAUGGUGACCAACUGCAAUACCUUUUACCUGGUGGCGUCGGGCGAUACGUGCACUACUGUUGCGACGAAGGAGGGAAUUACCGUGCAGGACAUUGUAACCUGGAACCCAGCCGUGGGGACAGGAUGCACUAAUAUGUGGUAUGGAUACUAUAUCUGUGUUGGGGUUUCGGGAUGA